Molecule: messenger RNA, 2841 nt
Organism: Stegastes partitus (bicolor damselfish)
Lineage: Eukaryota; Metazoa; Chordata; Actinopteri; Pomacentridae
Gene: sumo3a
Product: small ubiquitin like modifier 3a
Exons: 4
Coding region: 124-408 (94 amino acids)
Molecular function (GO): protein binding
Source: RefSeq, a predicted model, not a curated record
GCAACAGCGGUUGAAAGCGCGCACCCGUCAGUGGGGGAGAAGAGAGGACAGAAGGCGGCAGAAAGACAAAUAAAGCGCAAUUAACUGAUUAAUCUGAAAACCGUAACACGAAAUCCAGCCGAGAUGUCAGAGGAAAAGCCAAAGGAGGGAGUAAAGACUGAGAAUGAUCACAUCAACCUGAAGGUUGCAGGGCAAGAUGGGUCAGUGGUCCAGUUCAAAAUCAAAAGACACACACCGCUCAGCAAACUAAUGAAGGCAUACUGCGAACGACAGGGUCUCUCAAUAAGGCAGAUCAGGUUCAGGUUUGAUGGCCAGCCUAUCAAUGAGACGGAUACACCUGCACAGCUGGAGAUGGAAGACGAAGACACCAUAGAUGUUUUCCAGCAGCAGACAGGCGGGCACUGCUAAGCCCUACCCACCUCAUUGACAGCCACCCUCAGACCACGCCCUCAACCACCAUCACUGUCCCUCCCUUCCCCUUUGCUCCUCUCAACCUAUUAUUAUUAUUAAUUAUUAUUAUUAUAUUAUUUCUUCAGUUUAAAUAUGUCUGUCAUGGUUUUUUGCCAGGUGUGUGGGGGGGGAGGGGGGCUCCUCAGCUGUUUAUGUACUGUCCCAGUCAGGACUGAACUUUUGUGUGUGUCAACAGUCUCUCUGCUGGCCAAUCAGGACAACGUUUUCUUUCUGGCACCGCAGGCUGUGAUCGGACCAACAGCACCUCACGGCUGUUCCUGGUUUGUCACUGCUUCUCGUUCACUGUCCAGUGAAAGCUUAGUAUCCAGUAGUUUGUCACGGUUUUCAUCCAUCGGGGUUGAAUGUGAGGCUCUGCAAGUUUCUGUCCAGGGGUCACAGUCAGUGGGCAUGAAAAUGUUUUGAAGUGGAAGCGCUAUUCGAACUUAAUACACACCUGCUUUCCAUUUCACUUUGCGUUCUUGUGUGUGUUUUGUUUUCGUCUGCAUUUCUGUCAAAAAUGUAUUAUAAUUCUCUUCGCAUUUUAGGUGCUUCCGCUGUUUUUUGUAUUUUUUUUUUUUUUUUGUCUUUUAUUUUAAGAAUUAACACCCAUCGGGCUUGUUGAUUUGUAGUUGUUUUUUUUGGAUUUUUUUCCUCCUUCUGUACAGAAGUAUCAGAAUGGGUGUUAGAUAAAUGUUGUGGGGCUUGGACCAAUCCUCCAAAGACCGAACUUUUGCUUCAUAUUUGAUGUACUUCUCUAUAAACGCAAACUGCAAGGUCAAAACUGUCAAAUUUAAAGGCAUUUGUAUUGCAUCAAUGUUAUUUGCUUCCUCUUCUAUUUGCUCAUGGAGAAAAAUGCUUGUCUAGGGGAGAUAAUUAAUUUAUACCAUUAAGGUGCGUCCUUGGUAGGAGUUGGUCGGGGUUUGGCUGCCCAAGGAUAGUCUCUUGACAUGGAAUGCAUAACUUUUCUUUUCUCUCUCUCUCUCUCUCUCUCUCUUUCUCUCUUCCAAUGAAGUGGGCCAGUGACCAGUCCCUAUGGUGUUCCUACAAGCAGUUCUGCUUGUGGUAGAGGGUGGGCUGUGGGUGGGAAUAAUUGAAGGGUAGUUCCUUCAUGCUGUUUUGGGGUCAGCUGUCUCUGUAUCGUCCUUACGCAUGUUGGCUGAUGGGGCAACUGAUUCUAAAUGUGCUUUUAAGAGGAGCGCCUUCCAGUUUGAGAAAGGAUAUCCAACAAAAGUCAGUAUGUUUUUUUUUGUUAACACACAUUGAAGACACUUUUCCCUGCUUUGUCAGCGACUGAGAUAUUGUUUGCUGGUGAGUGUUUAAGAAAAACGUGCUUCGAACAUGUUUUUACUGCAGUGUUACAGUGGAGAUAUCUCUGGUGGUGAAGAGUGUCUUCACUAUUUUACAUUUCGGAGAGCGGCGCAUGCAGUUUGUUGCAUAUCAGGAGGGCAGGAAGGUCAGCCAAUGGAGUUUGGGAGAUAAGUGUUCUCUACCCACAGGGCCCCGCUCUUUGUACGUGGGUAACAAAAGUUGGCUUUGAUUGUUUAUGGUCUGGCAUGAGCGUGAAUUAUUUUAUUAAUUUCAAUUCAGUCAGGAUUAAAAUGUGUGUUGUCGAAGCAACUAGUCACCUGCAAAACUGCAAGCUUCCUUAGAGUUGAAUCAGUGACGGCCAUUUUAAGCUUGUUAAAACGGCCGUCAGAAAAGGCUGCACCUUUCUAUGCAGGCACCGGUUGAUCAGUAUUAUUGUAACUGAACAGGCUUAAAGUUAAAAUACAUGGCAACAAAAUACAACAGAUGCAGUUUCUAAAAUGAAAAAUCUUCAUAGGUUCCCCGAAAGAAAGGUGCUGACCUUCUUUUUUUAAGUAACUAAACUGUAGUCCACGUGUUUCAUCUGUAUUUUUGUAUGCGUUCUGUAAAGUAGUCAGGAGUCGAUGCAAGUACCCACACAUUUUUUUCAACGAGUAUACACCCAUAAAAUGCCCUCUGCUUUUUAAAGUAUUCAUUCUGCUGUUGACCAAUGAAAAGAAAUUUCAUCCGACCUCCCCCGCAGCUCAUCCUUCAGUCACUAACAAGCAUUUGUCAAACUUGUGUGGUACAGAGACAUGUUAAGUCUGCGUGUGACAUGCCUCUGCACAAGCCAAAUCACAAGCAAUGCUUCUGAUUCCAGCUUUCCUCACACAAAAUAAGAGCACAGUUAUCAACAAAUCAGCCUUCCACUUGCAUUUUAAGAACCGAGUUAGCUGGACAAAGAUCUUUUUGGCUGUCAGCUGAACUAAACUGUAACGUAUGAAGAACGGGGCCCAGGUCUUGUCAUGUUAUUUGUUUCUCUACUGAUUUGUACAUUAUUUGUGGUCUUUUACUACUGUAUACAAUAAAUAUAGUUUGGUACUCAGA